AUGCAUGCUGCUAAAAAAUCCAUGAAAAUCAAAAAGAAGAAAUACAGAAAUAAAGCUUCCAAUGUCUGUAAUAAAAAAUGGUUCGACAAAGAAUGUCGACUACAAAGACAUUCAGUAAGAAGACUCGCAAACCAAAAACACUGUGAUCCCCUUAACACCGAAAUAAGGGACAAAUACCUUGCCACACUUAAGAUUUAUAAAAACACUCUAAAACGCAAAAAAGAACUUUUCCACGAAAAAAAACUAGAAGAACUGGAAAGAGUUUCUGAAAAUGACCCAAAUUCCUUCUGGAAAUUCUUAAAGAACAUGAGUGAUGACUUUGGGGACCCUUCCAUGAGCAAACCAGAUGUCUCGGUUAACAGCUGGCUCACUCAUUUCCAAUCCCUGCAUGCUAAACAUACAUUAGAAACAGAACAGAAUAACAUUUUACAAAAAUUAACAAAACUUGAAGAAAAAACACCAAAUAAUUUUCUUGAUGAACCUAUUUCUGAAGCAGAAGUUUUGAGUGCUGCAAAGACAUUAAAAAACAACAAAUCUGCUUAUUCCGGCAAGAUAAAAAACGAAAUGCUGAAGCAUAGCGUCAAAAUAUUACUUAAAUUAUACCAUAAACUUUUUAACCUCGUUUUAAAAACAGGGCAUUUCCCAGAUCAAUGGUGUGAAGGUCUCAUUGCGCCAAUUUUUAAGUCAGGAGAUAAAACUGACCCCAAUAAAUACAGAGGAAUUUGCAUGACUAGCUGUCUCAGUAAAUUCCUUUGUAGUAUUUUAAAUCAACGGUUAAGUAAAUUUAGCAUUGAUAGAAACAUAAUUCGCCCCUCCCAAAUCGGAUCCCAGUCAGGCCACAGAACAGCUGACCACAUUUUCGUCUUAAAAAACAAUAAUUGA
Molecule: messenger RNA, 882 nt
Organism: Paramuricea clavata
Lineage: Eukaryota; Metazoa; Cnidaria; Anthozoa; Malacalcyonacea; Plexauridae
Source: the annotation of a GenBank genome assembly